Molecule: messenger RNA, 3369 nt
Organism: Effrenium voratum
Lineage: Eukaryota; Dinophyceae; Suessiales; Symbiodiniaceae
Source: the annotation of a GenBank genome assembly
AUGUUCGAUUCGUUCUCGCGCGGUCGCUAUGCGACGGACGCAUCGAUUUAUCAGAUGAUGCCGGUGGGCGUGCUGACACCCAGAUCAGAAGACGACAUUCUCGCGGCGAUUGACUGCGCGCGCGAUCAAGGCGUGCCGAUCCUUCCCCGCGGCGGCGGCACAUCACAGUGUGGACAGACCGUCAACGAAGCGCUGGUUUUGGACAACUCCGAGCAUUUCAACGAAAUUCUCGAACUUGACGUCGCAAACAAACGCUGUGUCGUGCGCCCGGGCAUCGUGCUCGAUGAACUGAAUCGGGUGCUCAAACCGCAUGGGCUUUGGUUCCCGGUCGAUGUCUCCACAGCGUCGCGCGCAACAAUUGGCGGGAUGACGGGAAACAACUCCUGCGGUGGGAAAUCCAUCCGGUACGGCAUGAUGCGGGACAAUGUCCUGUCGAUCGACGCGAUCCUGGCCGAUGGCAGCAAACACAGGUUUGGGGCGGGUCUUACCGAGCAGAACACGGCUUACAACACGCUUUCCCACGAUCUUGCGGCGAUCGGCCAGAGGGAAUCGGCUGAGAUCGCUGCCCGGUUCCCCAAUGUGAUGCGCCGCGUGGGUGGCUACAACAUCGACGCGCUGACCUCUGGACUGGACGCCCAGAACCUCGCUCAUCUUCUUGUUGGCUCGGAAGGCACGCUUGCCUACACAACCGCGAUCGAGCUGAAACUCUCCCCGCUUCAGGAUGGCAAAGCCCUGGGUGUGUGUCACUUCCCGACCUUCCAUCAGGCAAUGGACGCGGCGCAGCAUCUGGUGACACUUGAUCCCGAGGGCGUUGAGUUGGUCGAUCAUACGAUGAUCGCGCUGGCUCGCGACAUUCCGCUUUUUGCCAGGACAAUCGAAAAUUUUGUGACCGGCACGCCAGAGGCUUUGCUGCUGGUGGAAUUCACGCGAGCCAACGGGGUGCAAAAGUUAAAAGAUCUCGAGCAGAUGAUGGGCGAUCUCGGGUUUUCCUGGACCGGGACCGGCAAGGCCUGGGGCGGUGUCACCGCGGUGACGGAUGCAGGCCUGCAGGGACAGAUCGCUGAACUGCGCAAAUCUGGCCUCAACAUAAUGAUGUCCAUGAAGACCGCGGGAAAGCCCGUAUCGUUUGUAGAGGAUUGCGCGGUUGAACUGCCUGACCUUGCCGCCUACACGGCUGGGCUCACGGAGAUUUUUGAACGCCACGGCACCACAGGUACAUGGUACGCACAUGCGUCGGUCGGAUGUCUGCACGUGCGCCCGGUGUUGAACCUGAAGCUGGACAAUGACGUCGCCACAAUGCGCGCGAUUGCCGAAGAGUGUUUUGAUCUUGUUGCCCGCUACAAGGGGUCGCAUUCAGGUGAGCAUGGUGACGGCAUCGUCCGCUCGGAAUUUCAUGAAAAGAUGUUUGGCUCUCGGAUGGUCGCAACCUUUGAGGAGGUGAAAGACCGUUUCGAUCCGACCGGCUUGUUCAAUCCCGGCAAGAUCGUCAAUGCGCCAAAGAUGGAUGACCGUCGCCUGUUUCGCUAUGGACCGGAAUACCGGGCCUCGCACCUGAAAACCGAACUGGAUUGGUCCGAGUGGUCCGGCAAAGAUGGCGGAUUUCAGGGUGCGGUUGAAAUGUGCAACAACAACGGCGCCUGCCGCAAACUGAGAGGCGGCGUCAUGUGCCCCUCGUUUCGAGUGACGCGCAAAGAAAAGGACCUGACCCGCGGCCGCGCCAACACCCUCCGCCUUGCGAUUUCCGGGCAGCUUGGGCCCGACGCGCUGGUAUCCGACGAGAUGGCAGAUGCGAUGAAGCUUUGUGUGUCCUGCAAGGGCUGCAAGCGCGAGUGCCCGACCGGCGUGGAUAUGGCGCGGAUGAAGAUUGAGGUGCUGUCUGCGCGCGCCAAAAAGCAUGGCUCCAGCCUUCAUGAUCGCCUCAUCGGCUAUUUGCCGCGAUAUGCGCCCUGGGCGGCAAAAAUGCCUUUUCUCUUGAACCUGCGGGACAAGGUACCGGGUUUGGCCAUGGCAACCGAACGCCUGACGGGUUUCACAGCAAAACGCCCCUUGCCCAGAUGGGCCGCGAAGCCGUUCAAGGAUACCGAGGUCAGCGCGACCUCCGCACCGGACGCGGUUCUGUUCGUCGACAGUUUCAACCGCUAUUUCGAGCCCGAAAACCUGCGCGCGGCAGUCAGAGUUCUGAACGCCACGGGCAGUGUGGUUGAUGUGGUAAAACCUACCGGCAAUAGCCGUCCAUUGUGUUGUGGUCGCACGUUUCUGUCGGUCGGAUUGGUUGAUCAGGCACGGCAAGAGGCAAAACGGCUUAUCGAUGCCCUGAUGCCUUAUGCGGAACUUGACAUUCCCAUUGUCGGGCUGGAACCAAGCUGCCUGUUGACCCUUCGCGACGAGAUACCUGCGCUUUUACCUGGCGAAGAUAGCGAAAAGAUCGCUAAACUGGCACGGAUGUUCGAGGAAUUCAUUGCCGAUCAGGGGGACAAUCCGCACUUCAUCUCGCGCCUUGAAUCUCCGGCGCCCGAGGUGAUACUGCACGGGCACUGCCAUCAGAAAGCAAUGGGAGUUAUGCCCGCAAUCGAAAAAAUGCUGGCACUGUUGCCGGGCACCAAUGUAACCAAGAUCGACAGCAGUUGCUGUGGUAUGGCCGGUGCAUUCGGCUAUGGUGUGGACACAUAUGACACGUCGAUAAAGAUGGCCGAACUGGACGUUCUUCCCGCUGCGCGCGCCGCAUCUGGCGAUGCAAUUGUCGUGGCAGAUGGCACGUCCUGUCGCCACCAAAUAGCGGACAACACCGAUUGCAAUCCGAUGCACAUGGCCCAACUUCUCGACUUGGCACUGAAACCGGACAACACGGCAUUGAAGGUCUUGGCCGCGGAAGGUUUGGUCCGAUUGGAACCAAAUCGCGGCGCAUGGGUCACCUUGAUCACCAUAGAAGAGGUUGAAGAGGUCUUUCCGGUGCUUGCCGUUCUUGAGGGCCUGUCGGGUGAACUGGCCUGCGCAAAGAUCACUGACGAGGAAAUAGCCGGGAUCCGCUCGCUUCACGACGCAAUGAUAAAGAGCUAUCGCGACAGGGACCUGGCCACGUAUUUCAAACUUAACCAAGACAUCCAUCUUGGCAUCCUUACUGCUGCAAGAAACGAAACCCUGGCCAACUCCAGCAUGGCAUUGUCAGCACGUAUGCAGCGCGCACGAUAUGCGGCCAACAUGUCUGACGAGCGCUGGAGCGAAGCCGUGGACGAACACAAUGAAAUCAUGAGAGCGCUGGAAGCGCGCGACGGCAAGAUGCUGGCAUCAAUCCUGAGUGUUCACAUGAAAAACAAGCAAAAUUCAGUGCUGCGCUGGUUGAAGAACGCGGCCGACCAUGAAGCCGACUAG